CUAUAAAUCGGGAAGGACCCAACACCAGAAGCACAGUUCACAUCCUAAGAACAUCUCGACAUCAUCUCAACAACAACCACUCAACGUCAACUACGAAAAAAUGAAUUUCGCAUUAAAAUAUUGUGUCUUGAUUUUGGCCAUCGUCGCCCACUGCCAUUCGCAGAGCGGGAAAACAUACAUGUGCGGAGCUCGCAUCACCGAAGCCCUGUCCAUCAUCUGCGAAGGCAUCUACAACGCACCUCUGAAGAAGGCUUCAGGAGCUUCAAUCUCUCAUUCUUCUUCUGUUGGUCUCAAUGACCUGGAGGAGUUCAAAGAACCGAAGAUGGACGAGUACGUGAAGUGGCAAAUCUUGAACGCCAUCAGCAAGGAGAACGAGCAGAUUAGAGCCAAUAUGAUGAUGCCUUUCCAGCAGCGAUUCCAGAGUUUGGGUUUGAUGAAGACCAGAUUUCGUCGCAGCCCCGGUAUCGUCGAGGAGUGCUGCCUAAAAGGAUGCACCAUCGACGAGAUGCAAGACUACUGCGCUUAAAUACAGACUACUUCUGUUUUUGUUGAUUUGCUAGCAAAUUAUUGUUGAAAAUUAUAUAAAUAAAAUCACAAGUUGAACUAUUAA
This is a messenger RNA of Nicrophorus vespilloides, 610 nucleotides long. RefSeq names its product LIRP (gene Ilp4). Gene Ontology annotation, cellular component: extracellular region. Gene Ontology annotation, molecular function: hormone activity. Lineage: Eukaryota; Metazoa; Arthropoda; Insecta; Coleoptera; Silphidae. Bases 101 to 526 code for a protein of 141 amino acids. The record is from RefSeq and is a predicted model, not a curated record. The transcript is spliced from 2 exons.